This is a messenger RNA of Symbiodinium natans, 1512 nucleotides long. The record is from the annotation of a GenBank genome assembly. NCBI's taxonomy places the organism in Eukaryota, Dinophyceae, Suessiales, Symbiodiniaceae.
AUGGACGCAGGCUUUACCUUUACAUGCAAGCCACUGCUCACGCCAGUGCCCUGCCAAAGAUGGAUGCGCAGCAUAUCUCCAGGGCUUUUGUCCACCAUUCCAGCCCCACCGGCCUCACGUGAGCUUUACACAAACGUGCAGCAUGGGUUUCUUGCUGCGAGCUUGCUUUGCCUCUUUCGGACCAGCCGGAGUAGGUCUCCCAGGCUAGGCCAUGCAAGUGUCCGAGCUCUGGCCUCCACAGUCCUGCUGGUGGAUGCAGACUCGCAUCAGAUGCACGAGAUUCGUCUCGCAAUGCAAGAGCUUGGUUCAGAGGACGCACAGCUUGCUGUCACUGUUUUUGCUGCGCCUGGGCGAAUUGACAGCAACAAAUGGAGUCACUUCUUGCAGAAGCACACGAUUACAUUCCAGUCAGUGAAGAGGGUCGGCGGACGUGUGGACCCCAAUGAUGAAGCCAUUCAGUCUCAUAUGCGAAGCCUCGUUGAAGAUCCUAGUUUGGAAACACUAGCGCUAUUGACUUCUGACACCGACUUCUUGGAAGUCGCGCUGAAAACCUCAACAAAGUGCAUCCGCGUAGUGGUCUUGGUUCCAGAAGCAAUGCGCGGCACUAUGCGCAAAUAUGCUGAUGCUGGUAUUGAGGUUGUUCCCUUGCGCCGGAGAAACGGCGACGUGGCGUACACUGUUCGAGCCACUCUUCUCCCAGAUGGCACAGGCGCCGUAAAACGAUGCAAGCCCAUACCAAGGUUGCCAGACUUUCGGGAGGAGGUAGAAGCGCUUCUGAGCUUCUUAACCGGACUGGGUUACAGAUCGGCAGAGGGAGCGAGGAUGUUGCCAUGCGUUGCAAAAUGUUGGUUUGCAAACAUUCAGAAGCCCCUGACGGUCUUCCCAAGCCAAGCUGCUGUGAUGGCACUGCGUGCCGAGAUGCAAUUGCAGCACAGAUGGGCAAAAAGCGCAGGCAAUCUGGUUUUUGUUUUUCCGUGUUCUGUCAGUAAGCCACCCAAGAGCAAACAACUGGAGCUUGGGGGAACGUUAGCAUUCAGAAUCCUGCAGGGUGGUGGUCCGUCUAUGCUUCAUGACUCAGAAGAGCUGACCCCGCAAGUUCUGAGCAUGCUUGGAUAUCUAGACGAUGGACUCAAUGCCGAUCUUCUCGAGGCAUUGCUCGUCUUCAUCAAUGCAACCCGGAACAAGAGUCUCUUGAAACAGAUGGAUGCCCUUCCUCGUCCUGGACAAGCAGCCGCUGACAUUUGCAGCAAAAUGCGACGUGCCUUCCUCUCGAGCAGAGGUGAUGGACAUUGGCAGCCUGCUCCGAAAGAUGGAGCCGUGCGAAAAGUCUUGACGCAGGGCGGCUACUUGCCAAAGACGCCUGCUUGCCCAGAAGCCGUGCUUCUGGCGAAGCAGCGAUACAGCAGAAAGAACAUGCUACCGGACAUGAAAACCUACAAUGGCUACCUUUGGCAGAUCAUGCGGUCCAUCAACGCGAGUGACCCAUCAAGACGAGAUGCAAUUUGGCUUUGA